Messenger RNA from Linum trigynum, 1302 nucleotides. The record is from the annotation of a GenBank genome assembly. NCBI's taxonomy places the organism in Eukaryota, Viridiplantae, Streptophyta, Magnoliopsida, Malpighiales, Linaceae.
AUGAGAUUAUCUCUAAUUAAGACGAAGUCUUCCGCCGGACAAACAAGCCAAGUCCGGCGCCGCCCCGUCAACCAGUGGCUACCGGAGGAACUACAGCUAGGAAUCUUGUCCAGGCUGCCGACCCCUGCCUCCAUCGCCCGAUUCCGCUGCGUCAGCAAGUCGUGGCGCCGCCUCCUUUCCGACGACCCCGAAUUCAUCGCCAAGAUCCUCUUCUCCGACGACGGUGACCUAAAAGGCGACGAGGAGGCUCAGGUUCUAACUCUCGACGCUUUUCAGGAGUCGUACUCCAUCCACUCCUGCGACACGCUCCGACCCGUAUCUUCGGGUCGGCUGCCCCGGGCGGAUACCGGGUUCCUUCCCCGCGUUGCUGGCUGCUCCGGCGGGAUCUUUUGCAUCACCGACUACAUAAACAAGGGGGAAAUCAUCCUGUGGAAUCCAACGACCUCAGAAGCAAAGGAAUUGAUGCCAAUUCCCUCCCUCUCUGUCUCUGAUGAUAUAGGAGAAGUCGGGUUCGGGUUCGACCCUGUAACAGAGGACUACAAGGUAAUCGUUUGGUUCUGGGAUCACAAAUCAACCCACGAGAUUUACGUCUACAGCCUAAGGAAAAACAAGUGGAGGCGCCUCCGCCACUAUGGGUCGGCGGCGGCGGCAGCGGCGCGUUUGCCUGCCGUCCCCGGCUAUCUAGUUGGUCCGGUGGCCUCUCGAGCUCCAAACUUGCAGAAUUGCCACUGGAUUAAUCCGUAUUAUCCUGAGUACCUUCCUCUCACUACCUUUGACAUGAGCAAGGAAGCGUUCACAGUACUGCGGCUGCCGGUGCCGCCUGUAGAACACCCGCGUGGGGCUACAAGUUCGUUUCACUUGGUGAAAGGCGGGUCGUCGUGCUUGGUCGCCGUUUACUCUGGAACCAGAACAAAGGCGACAUCCAGCAUCUUCUUGGAGGUUUGGGUGGCGCUGGACUACGAGGCGCUCGAGAGGAAGGAAUGCUCUUGGAUUAGGUUGUACGAUGUUGAGGUUCACGACCUGAUUCCUGCUGCUCGACCUUGGUUGCAAAGCGCUGCAGGGGUUUGGGAGCAUGGCAGGUUCUUCGUCCGGUGGUCCUGCGAAAAGGGUAAGAUUGAUAUAGACACAGAGAACGGGGCUGUUGAUCAUAAGUGGGAUCGCCGGUUCUUGGAACAUGUAGUUUAUGUUCCAUCCACGGUUUCUUUGGCUAGAAGGAAGAAAUCACUAAUACGAAGGGCAAAUGAUAAUUGUCGUUCUAUUUGUCGAACAGUUACUAUGCGAAGACGAGGGAGGAUUAUGUGA